Rhizophagus irregularis DAOM 181602=DAOM 197198 is the source of this 1356-nucleotide messenger RNA. RefSeq lists its product as uncharacterized. Lineage: Eukaryota; Fungi; Glomeromycota; Glomeromycetes; Glomerales; Glomeraceae. The record is from RefSeq and is a predicted model, not a curated record.
AUGUCUUAUAAUAGACGAGCUUGCGUUUCUCAUCAAAAAAAUUUAGACAUUUUUCACAAUGUCAAGAAACACACCCCGCUAUUGAACAAUGACAUUAACAACAACAAACAGUCUCAUGCAAACCGCACUUAUUUCCGAUGGUGGAAGGAGACCACAAAACAUGUUUACUCAAACCGUCUAGGAAUUUCCUAUGAUGUCUCUUAUUUAGCAAAUGGAUACAAAUCUUUUCACUUAUACAAGGACCGUCGUAUGUACCGUAAACGAUUGAAUAAUUUCUGUUCACAUCACUCCGACAGUAGUAAAAGGAGUAAAAAACAAAAAUCCCGCUUUCAGCGGGCAUGUAAAUCUGUUUUCUACAAUCGUGGUAAUAACAAGAAAUCACAGAAACGCGUGGAUACUCUUGAAGAAAAACUUCGCCGUGCUAAACAACACAGAUUUUUAUUUUUACCUUCACAACAUAUUAAUAAACCUAUACAACAUUUGAAAUAUCACAAGAAAGUAGUGCUCAGAGAUGAGAAACAUUACAAUUUUUAUAUACCUCCAGAAACCAUCGCACCUCGUGGUGCUGUAGCUUGCUUAUUAAUCGCUCUCAAGCCGCCCCUUCGACUUUAUCCAGGGAAUGAUUCAAUUAGCACGUCAAAUACUAGCUCGCCUGCCAUACCCUCACAACCCGUUCUCGUCAAAGAUGAGAAAACUUGGCAUGAUAAGUUGGGCAUUUGGAUUUCUAACGAUCUCCUCCCUUACGUAAAUGACGAACCUGUUUAUUAUUCUAAAAGACAGGCAAAACUCAAAGGUCGACAACAUGAACCAGGCAGUGGGUACUGGUUAGAUGGUAUUAAAAAACGUAAAGAAGCUCACGAACUAGCUUUGCAACAACAAAAAGAUCGAGAGGCAUGGGAAACCGCACGCCUUGCUUUCGAAAAAGAACUUUCUGCCAGAGCUCAGCUCUGGGGUACCUCCUCCAACCGUAUAGAAUAUCGUGAAGAUAUGACGAAAGAUCUCACCAAUUUUCAAGAACAUUAUCACAAGAAAAUCACGCCUCUAAUUGAGCGUCGUUCUGUCCUAGAGAACAGAAUUAAACAAGGAAAAAAUGUCUACAAAUCUAAUAAACAACUACUCCAAUUAGAACAGGAACUAGGUUUUUUCAAGAUCGAUUAUUUUUCUGUCAUAGACGACAAUGCACCCCUUUAUCGCUACAAAGGACACACAUCCGACGAUACAAAGCAACUCGAGCUCAGGCCACAUAAACGUCCUCCUACCUCAACUACAAAUACCGAUAGGCCUGUCAUUCACAUCAAGAAACUGAGACUAGAUACUCUGUCUCCAGAAGACUUUAAAGUCUUCGAUUUAUCUUAA